Messenger RNA from Carcharodon carcharias (great white shark), 2859 nucleotides. It is a transcript of the gene kcnb2b, whose product is annotated as potassium voltage-gated channel subfamily B member 2b. Gene Ontology annotation, molecular function: delayed rectifier potassium channel activity; protein binding. The transcript has 2 exons. Gene Ontology annotation, cellular component: membrane; voltage-gated potassium channel complex. Lineage: Eukaryota; Metazoa; Chordata; Chondrichthyes; Lamniformes; Lamnidae. Gene Ontology annotation, biological process: protein homooligomerization; potassium ion transmembrane transport. The coding region runs from base 199 to 2859 and encodes 886 amino acids. The record is from RefSeq and is a predicted model, not a curated record.
UUGUUUUCCUUGUAGCUUCGACAAUGGAAGAGCUGAGUGACGGGAUCUGACUUUACCCCCUGCGGGCUUCGUUUUUAAAGUGCUCUAAAUAUUAUUAAUGUAUUAUUUUAUAUUUAUUCCACCUGAGAAAUUGAUUUGAUAUAUUUAUCGUUAAUCUUAUAUACAAAGAAAAAAUAAAAACAUCUCCGAUUUGCUGCUAUGGCAGAAAGGAUCCCAUCAGGAGUGCCCAAGAAAGCAUCCCGAUCCACAGCCUCUCUUCCCCCGGAGCCAAUGGAGAUAAUCAGGAGCAAGACUUGUUUCAGGAGGGUAAGAAUCAAUGUUGGGGGACUUAACCACGAAGUAUUGUGGAGGACACUGGAAAGGUUACCCCGGACUCGUUUGGGGAAACUGAGAGAUUGCAACACCCACGAAUCCCUGUUGGAGACCUGCGAUGAUUAUAACCUCGAUGAAAACGAAUACUUUUUUGAUCGGCACCCGGGGGCUUUCACGUCGAUUUUGAAUUUCUACCGCACUGGGAAAUUGCACAUGAUGGAGGAGAUGUGUGCGCUCUCCUUCGGCCAGGAACUCGAUUACUGGGGGAUUGAUGAGAUUUACUUGGAGUCCUGCUGCCAAGCCAGGUACCACCAGAAAAAGGAGCAAAUGAACGAGGAACUGAGGCGUGAGGCUGAGACCAUGAGGGAGAGAGAAGGCGAAGAGUUUGAUGAGUCGUGCUGUCCUGAUAAAAGGAGGAAGUUGUGGGAUUUGCUGGAAAAACCCGGUUCCUCAGUGGCUGCUAAGAUUCUGGCCAUCGUAUCCAUCCUAUUCAUUGUAUUGUCAACUAUUGCCUUGUCUCUCAACACCCUUCCUGAACUUCAGGACAAAGACGAGUUUGGACAAGCCAAUGACAAUCCACAACUUGCCCAUGUUGAAGCAGUGUGCAUUGCAUGGUUCACAAUGGAGUAUCUUUUGCGUUUCUUAUCAUCGCCAAAUAAGUGGAAGUUUUUCAAAGGUCCAUUAAAUGUAAUUGAUCUUUUGGCUAUCUUGCCAUAUUAUAUCACAAUUUUUCUCACAGAAUCAAACAAGAGUGUGCUCCAAUUCCAAAAUGUUAGACGAGUUGUUCAAAUAUUCCGUAUUAUGAGGAUACUGAGAAUUCUUAAACUGGCCCGACAUUCAACAGGACUGCAGUCUUUGGGUUUUACUCUCAGGCGAAGCUAUAAUGAAUUAGGUUUGCUAAUAUUGUUUUUAGCUAUGGGCAUUAUGAUAUUUUCAAGCUUGGUAUUUUUUGCUGAAAAGGAUGAAGAUGCAACAAAGUUUACAAGCAUUCCUGCAUCUUUUUGGUGGGCCACUAUCACCAUGACAACAGUUGGAUAUGGGGACAUAUAUCCUAAAACAUUGUUAGGGAAAAUAGUUGGAGGUCUUUGUUGCAUUGCUGGAGUGCUAGUGAUAGCCCUGCCAAUACCAAUCAUUGUAAACAAUUUCUCAGAAUUCUACAAAGAACAGAAAAGACAAGAGAAAGCAAUUAAAAGAAGAGAAGCUCUUGAAAGAGCCAAAAGAAAUGGAAGUAUUGUCUCAAUGAACUUGAAAGAUGCAUUUGCUCGCAGCAUGGAACUUAUGGACAUUGUGGUUGAGAAAGGGAAGGAUAAUAUGAUUAAACAAGAAAAACCCCUGGACAAUCAUCUUUCACCAAGCAACUGGAGGUGGAAAAUGUCUGAAACAAGCUCCAAUAAGUCCUUUGAGUCUAAAUACCAGGAGCUAAGCAGGCAUAACUCAAGUGAACGGUUGAAUAACCCCAUCCCUAGCCCACAGCGUCUGAAUGCUCAGAAGCUGGAAGAAAUAUACAAUCAAAUGACAAAGCCACAGUCUCAACCAAAUAUUAAUAGUGGCAAGACAGAACAGUCUAAUAAAUCACCUACACAAGAAGAAGAAUUAGAAAUGGAAAAUGUUCCUUGCUCAACUGACCCAUUGCUCACUGCUCCCACAGAGCCAAUAUUGGACAUGCGGAGCAUAUCUAGCAUUGACAGCUUUGCUAGUUGUAUCACUGACUUUACUGAAGCUGAAAGGUCUCCACACCCUUCAAAAAUAGCCGAGCAAGUGCACUUGAGAUGGCUUGCUAGUCCUAGUCCCCUUAAUGAGCAUCAGCAUUUCAUUACUGGGGAAAACAGCAUGUUCCAGGAUGGUACUUGUGAGCUCAACGCAAAUGAAAAUUUCAGUUUUGCCACAGAGCAGCCAGGGUGCUCCAACUUAAACAGCACAGUGGAAAGCCCCAAGAGCUCAUUGAAAGGCAGGAAUCCUUUGAAAUCUAGGUCACUUAAAGUGAAUUUUAUGGAAAUUAAAAGUGGCAUCCCUCAGACACCUAGUACAGCCAGACCAUUACCAGUAAUAGUGACAGACUUGUCAUUGUCUACACCUAAUCAUAUCAGCACCAUUCUGCUAGAGGAGAAUUCUCCUCAGGAUGAGAGGCUACCCUUGAGUACCGAUAUACCAGCUUUUCAUAAGACAUCCAGUAAAGGAUCACCACAACUAUUGCCGAACCAGAGACUUUUUGCUUUCCAAACAAAAGCGAAGAAGGGUUGCAUUGAUAUAGACAGUGGUGAAGAUGAAGAGUUACUGAUGGAAGAACCCAAUAACCAGCAGGAAAACAGCUGCAGUGGGGGGCAUGAUAAACACAGCAAGGAUGAAAAUCACAUUGACGAUGUGUCUGUUGUGGAUGCUGUUUCUCCAAAAUACACCAGUCCAAAUUGCACAUAUGGUGCAGCAGGAGAUGGCAAAAAAGAUGAUAACCAAACUGGAUACAAAAUGGAAAAUCACAUGUUUACACCAGAAAUUCAUGUGACACCUGGGGAAGGAGGCUAUUCAUCCUCAUGCGAAACCAGCAUGUGA